Sporothrix brasiliensis 5110 is the source of this 1218-nucleotide messenger RNA. RefSeq lists its product as uncharacterized. The record is from RefSeq and is a predicted model, not a curated record. The transcript is spliced from 2 exons. Lineage: Eukaryota; Fungi; Ascomycota; Sordariomycetes; Ophiostomatales; Ophiostomataceae. The coding region runs from base 1 to 1218 and encodes 405 amino acids.
AUGGCUGCCUCCCGUUCUACGUCGACUGUAAUCGUUUCUGCAAUAAUCACGAACAUUGUCACAAGCUUCAUUGCUUCGACUACGACAGUUUUAACUACGUCCACCAACGUCGAGACCAUCUACCAGACGAAUACGGUAGUCCUAAACGCCAAGGCCACUGUCGAAGCAACCUCGACAUGGACAUAUACGUCGCACCACCCAGUCACCGUCACAAUGACCGAAUUCUCGACAAAUUCUGAGCCUGCGUCUCAAUCCACAGAAGCUCCGGCCCUCGUUACCAGCGAUUCGGACGGAUCUUCGACCAAUAAAAACCUCUCGGGAGCUUCUAUAGCCGGCAUUGCUAUUGGGGUGACCGCCUUCACAGCCAUAUUCGUUGCAGGCCUGAUUUACUUUGUUCGCCGUCAUCUCGCCCGUGCCAAGGAGAGAAGGGCCAUUAGCGAGGAUUAUGCUUUCCUCGGGACAGGUCGCAGCGACUUUGAAGGCCCAACCCGAAGCAACAGCAACAGUGGCAAAGGCCCAUCGAUAGUCAUGCUCAACAGGCACUACUCAGGACCCCCGCCGCCAAGCGCUCGGCGACCCAGCGCCCAAAUAACAACCACUCAAUAUGCGGAUCCGAUGCAGAACGAACGCGGACUCCCGCCGAUUCCGUGGUACUCGACUACGUCCAAAACCUCACCUCCCACGUCACCUAUCUCACCUACCUCAGGCUCCUUUCCCUUUAGCAGCGAUCUCAAGCAGAUAGUGUCACAGACAUCUCCAGCAUCCCCAACGUACGCUCGCACAUCCCACAUGCGCUCGGGAAGUGCGAACACAACUAUCACAGCUGGCAGUUCGACAAUUGCCGGUGGUAAUAGCACUCAGACGAGCGUGCGAAGUAAUUCGGGUAAGACGGUGCGGUUUUCUGACAGUGGUUUCUCGCACCAACGCGCUUCCUCGUCAGGUUCUGGGGCGGGUACUGUAAUCGAUUCCUCAAGCGACGUUCCAAUGGAAACCUCUGGCAAUAUCCCUAAGGUCCAGGUCACGCCGAUUUCUCCAGUCACACAAGUCGCACCGUCGAAACUGCCAAGCGUGCCCGCCCCAUGCGCAUAUUUAUCGCCCGACCCGCCGUCACCACUGCUACAGCCGCAGCUCGGUCCGCUCCGAAUUGUUAAUGGUUCGAUUGAUGAUGCGUCUGAUCAAGACGAGCCAACUCCAAAAAAUCCUCCGCCGGCGCAGUGA